AUUCGCAGCCACCAUGAACGACCCAGCUCAGGAUGAUACUCGCGAGCGCCUCAAGGCUGCCCUUUGGUUCGCCGUUGGCCAAAUGGUCGACGAAGAAUCCAUGAAGAAGAACCGCAACGCCACACCACAGUUCAUCGGCGCACUCACAGAAAUGGUCUGGGAACAAAUAGAGGCCACGGCCACUGAUCUUGAGGGUUUCAGCAGGCACGCUGGCCGGACUACCGUCACCGCAGACGACGUCGUGCUGCUUGCGCGCAAGAACCCCGACUUGCACGAACUCAUCAGAGACUACGUCGACGAGUUGAAGGCGAAGAAGGCCAGCAAGGGCAAAGGCAAGGGCAGACAGUAAACCUGCCUGGUAAUCUGGUGUAUUUCUUUGUAUGGGCACAAGCGUCACGUCAUGUCGAAUUCAAGUUUCAUUUUGCUGGGUAUCCAUGAUCUACAUAAGCCGAUUGUCGGCCUGGCCCUCUUGAAAAAUGAGGCCACUGCCUGAAAGCCCAUAACGCCGUGCCUAUGCUGAAUGAAUGGUACUUCUCGAGCCUAGCAAUCAAGGCUCUGUGCGCUGUAUGGCCUCCCGUUCCCUCUGCACCUCGGCUCUGCGCAUCUCCUCGAACUCCUUCCACUCUUCCUCCGUCAUGUGGAACAGUUGAGAAAGACUGGAGAUCAUGGCCCACAGCUCACCGGCAAUGAUCAAGUGCACAAACUCAAGGCCAACGAAGUUGGUCACGCUCCGCCAUGUCAAUCCACUAAAGAUGUUCCACUCGUGUAUGUCGAAAACAGGCAGCCCCAUUCGUUCACGAUAAGCCCGUGCGACGAGACGUAAAGCCAUGGCUUCAUAAGGCGCGACUAUGACGUAUGCGGAGAUCACGGUGAAAAUAUCUGAAGCCAGACAGGCCGGCAACCGGGUGAGCAUAGUGUCCACGUACGUCGGAUGCAGCGCGGCCAAGCCAUAAGGUGAGCCCUCAGGUCCGGCGCUAGGGCGAAGCUCAGCAGACCAGAGACCAGGUGGUGCGUCCGUCGAGUCUGUUGCCUCCACAUCAAAACUAAUCAGUGGGGCACUGAUGCCGCCUUCUUCCUCAUCGUCGCUCCCAAAAUCGUCUCCGCGGGUAGAGAAC
This is a messenger RNA of Verticillium dahliae VdLs.17, 1115 nucleotides long. RefSeq lists its product as uncharacterized. The coding region runs from base 14 to 349 and encodes 111 amino acids. NCBI's taxonomy places the organism in Eukaryota, Fungi, Ascomycota, Sordariomycetes, Glomerellales, Plectosphaerellaceae. Gene Ontology annotation, biological process: resolution of meiotic recombination intermediates; replication fork processing. The transcript has 3 exons. The record is from RefSeq and is a predicted model, not a curated record. Gene Ontology annotation, cellular component: Fanconi anaemia nuclear complex; FANCM-MHF complex. Gene Ontology annotation, molecular function: chromatin binding; protein heterodimerization activity.